AUGUGCAUGAAGAAGGAAGUGGAGAAGGCAUCUCUCAUUUGAGGCCUACUGUGCUAGUCUCCUCCUGGGGACUUUGGCCAGGUUUUCUGAGAUCUCUCUGCUCUGUUCGGAGAUGACAAGCUUGUCAGGCAGGAGGCUACCUGCGUGGGAGCCUGUCACAACAAGAAAAACUUCACCCCCAUCCAAAUAAAUGGGCCCACUGUGCUACUGACCCACUACAACAACUUCGGGGGAAACAGCUUCUUUGACGCUCAGGACAAAUUCUCAACUGUUGAGUUUGACCACCUGUGUGGAGUAACCAUCAAACCCCAGCUGCACAGUACAAUGCUGGAUGUGAGGGAACUGUGGUAAGGGGCUCUCCAAAAGGGUUUGAAGGCCUGCGUGAGCUGCCACUUUCCUGUAGGGAACUGCUGCAUGUUCAGAAAAAGCCUGGGGAAGAGGCAGCUGUUUGUGGCCUGCACUGAGGCUCAUCUGUCAUCAAAUCACUGGAACGGCCUUUGGAUGUCAGUGACUUUUGCCCUGACUGCAUUUGCCAGUCAGGUUACAGGGAUCUUUCUCCUCCAGAUACAUUACUUCAGAGAUGCCAACCUCCAUGUAGCUGUCAGUGAGUCUGUGUGUGAGACUCUGGAUGUGAUAGACCAAAGUCAGUUUGCCAGAGACUUUGUGAAAUUCAUGAAAGCUGAGGACACCAAGUUUCAUAUUGCCAUUCUGGAAAACAUUCAGACUUUGUCAGAGGACAUAUGGGAAAAAAAUCUGUAGAGGAAACUCCCUGUUACUCAUAUUUUUAUGAACUGGAAUAAACUAUUUAAUGAUCAGCAUCUGAACACCAAUAUCUGCAAUACAGAAGUGCCUCCAUGCUUUCUGUAA
Athene cunicularia (burrowing owl) is the source of this 867-nucleotide messenger RNA. RefSeq names its product capping actin protein of muscle Z-line subunit alpha 3 (gene CAPZA3). NCBI's taxonomy places the organism in Eukaryota, Metazoa, Chordata, Aves, Strigiformes, Strigidae. Gene Ontology annotation, cellular component: F-actin capping protein complex; actin cortical patch. Gene Ontology annotation, biological process: actin cytoskeleton organization; barbed-end actin filament capping. Gene Ontology annotation, molecular function: actin filament binding. The record is from RefSeq and is a predicted model, not a curated record.